UGGCGGCGGCGUCGUGGACGCGGCGGAGAUGAGCGCCCGUGGCCCCAGGCCCAGGGCGGCGCUGCCGGAGUGGGCGGGGGUCCCGAUGCAGGCCCGAGGGGGGCCAUGGGGCAGGUCCUGCCGGUCUUCGCCCACUGCAAAGAAGCUCCGUCUACAGCCUCUUCUACCCCGGAUUCCACAGAAGGAGGGAAUGACGACUCGGAUUUUCGGGAGCUGCACACAGCCCGGGAAUUCUCAGAGGACGAGGAGGAGGAGACCACAUCGCAGGACUGGGGCACCCCCAGGGAGCUGACCUUUUCCUACAUCGCCUUCGACGGCUUGGUGGGCUCUGGGAACCGUAGAGACUCAAUUGCCCGUCGCCCCCGGCCCCAGGGACGUUCAGUCUCAGAACCAAGGGACCCACCCCCACAGCCCGGCCUGGGUGACAGCUUGGAAAGCAUCCCUAGCCUAAGCCAGUCCCCAGAGCCGGGGCGCCACGGUGACCCCGACACCGUGCCUCCAGCUGAGCGCCCACUGGAGGACCUGAGGCUGAGGCUGGACCAGCUGGGCUGGGCUGCCCGGAGUGCGGGAUCCGGGGAGGAUUCGGCCACCAGCAGCUCCACCCCGCUGGAAAACGAGGAGCCUGAUGGAUUGGAGGCCCGCGACACGGGGGAAGAGACGAACCUGGAACUCGGACUUGCUCAGCCUCUACAUUCGCAACUUGAGGUCCUGACUCCUCAUCCUAGCCCCAGCUCCGGGACCCCGCGGGCGCACACCCCAUCCCCACCGAGGUCUCGAGAUUCUAACUCCGGUCCUGAGGAGCCUCUGAUGAACGAGGAAGAAGAGCACUGGCGGCUGCUGGAGCAGGAGCCAAUCACGGCACGACGCCUCGAUGGCGCAGACCAAUCAGAAUUCACGUUGGAGCCGCUUCUUCUAGUGGCAGACUUGCUGUAUUGGAAGGACACCAGGACGUCAGGAGCCGUCUUCACGGGCCUCAUGGCCUCUCUCCUCUGCCUCCUGCACUUUAGCAUCGUGUCCGUGGCUGCACACCUGGCCCUGUUGGGUCUCUGUGCCACCAUCUCUCUCAGGGUUUACCGCAAAGUGCUGCAGGCCGUGCACCGGGGCGAUGGCGCCAACCCUUUCCAGGCCUACCUGGACAUGGACCUGACCCUGACUCGCGAGCAGACAGAACGCUUGUCCCAGCAGAUUGCCUCCCAGGUGGUCACCACAGCCAAACAGCUGCGGCAUUUCUUCCUGGUGGAAGACCUGGUGGAUUCUCUCAAGCUAGCUCUGCUCUUCUACAUCUUGACCUUUGUGGGAGCCAUCUUCAACGGCUUGACUCUUGUCAUCCUAGGAGUGGUCGCUUUGUUCACGGUCCCUCUUCUAUACAGAGAACAUCAGGCCCAGGUCGACCAGUAUGUGGGGUUGGUGACCAGUCAGUUGAGCCACAUAAAAGCUAAGAUCCGAGCUAAGAUCCCGGGGACAGGAACCCUUGCCUCAGCAGCAUCUGCGGUCUCCGGAUCCAAAGCCAAAGCCGAAUAAGAGGGGUGUCUCUGCCCAAGGGACGCCUGUCCACACCCCAGCAG
This is a messenger RNA of Acomys russatus (golden spiny mouse), 1565 nucleotides long. It is a transcript of the gene Rtn2, whose product is annotated as reticulon 2. The record is from RefSeq and is a predicted model, not a curated record. Bases 106 to 1521 code for a protein of 471 amino acids. The transcript is spliced from 10 exons. Lineage: Eukaryota; Metazoa; Chordata; Mammalia; Rodentia; Muridae.